Messenger RNA from Fonsecaea multimorphosa CBS 102226, 2037 nucleotides. RefSeq lists its product as uncharacterized. The transcript has a single exon. The coding region runs from base 1 to 2037 and encodes 678 amino acids. Lineage: Eukaryota; Fungi; Ascomycota; Eurotiomycetes; Chaetothyriales; Herpotrichiellaceae. The record is from RefSeq and is a predicted model, not a curated record. Gene Ontology annotation, molecular function: heme binding; iron ion binding; monooxygenase activity.
AUGUGGUCGAUAGUCGGCCUCGGAGUGGCUGCCUUCCUCCUCUACAGUGUGGUCAACAAACUGAUCAGCUUCCGACGCAAUUUGAACAAGGCGAAACAGUCCGGAAUCACGUACGUUGCUGUUCCAGUGUACUAUCUCGAGACGUGGUGGCUUAUAAGCCAUCCGUUAUGGCUUCCAUUGCUCGCCAAACUGCCCCGUAGCUGGACCCGAUGGGUGGAUUUCUGUAUCCCGGACUUCUACUACCGCUGCAGCAUUGAGGUCUUCCAGCGCGUUGGUGCCGACACUUUUCUUGUGGUUGGGCCCGGAGGCAUAAUGAUGCACACUGCCGACCCGGCUGUCAUCAGCCAGAUCACCACCAGGAGGAAUGAUUUCCUCAAGCCCACGCCUAUUUAUCGGUCGCUCGACAUUUACGGCAAAAAUGUCGUGUCAACCGAGGGUGCAGCCUGGCGUCAGCACCGCAAAGCCACCAGCCCGCCAUUCACGGAGAAGAACAACCACCUCGUCUGGGCAGAGAGCAUCGACCAAGCUUCCGAUAUGCUAGCUUCGUGGGUGGGACCGGAAGGAAAAGGCGACAUCACGGUUGAUAGGGUCAUGGACGACACUAUGCGCCUGAGCCUGUAUGUUAUUAGCAGAGCAGGAUUUGGAAGGAAACUGGAAUGGCCUUCCGCCGAUGCCAAGGCCGACGUCGACGUGAAUUAUGUCGAUAACUCCAAGAUCCAGAAUGAUCAGGGUGACCGAGACCUUGGUCAUUCGAUGAGUUACACCUACGCCAUCCACUGCUUGUUGGACAAUAUUCUUGUGCAGUUUCUCCUCCCCAGGUGGCUGAUCAAGAGCAUCCCAACCACGACUUUUAAGAAGGCCAAUGAGGCCUAUUAUGAAUGGGGAAAUUAUAUGAAGGAAGCAGUGGCGUCUAAAAAGAAGAUGCUCGAAGGAGGAAAUGAAAACAGCAAGGACCAAAUGGAUCUUCUGGCCCAGCUAGUGAAAGGUCAACUCACAUCUGAAAAGAGCAAAGACGUUCCUCUCACGGAUUCCGAGGUGCUUGGGAACAUGUUCGUUUUGAUCCUUGCCGGACACGAGACCGCCGCCAACUCGAUCCACUUCUCCCUCCUCUACCUGGCCCUCUAUCCGAAGAGCCAGAGGGCUACGCAAAAGGAUUUAGAUCGGAUAUUUCAGGGGAGGCCGCCCUCUGAAUGGGAUUAUGACCGCGACCUACCUGCUCUUUUUGGAGGCAUGGUCGGUGCAGUAUUGGCCGAAGAGCUGCGGCUGGUCCCGCCAGUUAUAGGAAUUCCAAAGUCGACCUGGGGUGUCCCCGAGCAACCCAUCACUAUUGACGGAAAACCCUGCACUGUCCCCAGUGGAGUCUAUAUCAGUCUGGCGACAGGCAAUGUCCAUCGGAAUCCUAAGUACUGGCCCACAAACAAACCCUCGUUGCCGGGCGGGAAACCCCUGCAUCCCGUGGCGAAUCUCGACAACGACCUUGAGGAGUUCCAUCCCGAGCGGUGGCUCUUGGACGAAGGUAACGAGACCGAACAGGUGACGGCAAAUGGCAAGAAGGAGAUGCCUAACGAGACCGUUGCUGAAGAUGGCUUGGGUAUCAACGAGGCAGCUGACACCUCGGAUCGAUUUUACCGUCCACCUAGAGGAGCAUACCUCCCGUUCAGUGAGGGGUAUCGCGCUUGUCUCGGAAGACGCUUUGCCCAAGUCGAAGUACUGGCAACCCUGGCAGUCAUCCUGCAGAAUUACUCGGUCGAAUUGGCAGUGGACCAGUGGGCGACGGAUGAGGAGGUCAUAGUCAUGGACGAGGAUGCUCGCGUGGAGGUCUGGCAAAAGGCUGCCCAGCGAGCGAGGCACUUGAUGCUCACUGGCCUCAGCGUCAUCAUAUCUCUGCAGAUGAGGGCUGGAACCGUGCCUCUACGAUUCGUGCCCAGAGGCAAAGAGAGAUUUCCCGAUGAUGCGGAUGAGAAGUGGAAAAGGAAGCAUCCUGAUUUGUGCGAGGAACCCCGGGCGCCAUCUGACUGGAGGUUCUGGGCUUCCUAA